UGCGACGCCAUCAAGAGGCGGCCCCUGCUCCAUCGUGCGAGGCAGCCAGAGCACAGCUUCUCUCGGCCCGGGCUCGGUGACGACAUCAUGGUGAACUGGUUCCAACCGCCGCUCCAGACGAAGGUCGAGUACAGACAGGGCGACACGAUCAUCGCCGUGCCUGCCAAGAGCGGCACGACUUGGACCAUGAACAUUUUUCACCAGCUGAAGACGGGCGGCGAUCCGGACUUUAAGGACAUCUACGCCGAGGUGCCGUGGUCCGAGUUUAAGGAGGGUCCGGACCAGCCCGACGAGGAGCUCCUCGAGCGCUGGAAGAAGAUGCCCGCCGACGUGCCACGCGCCUUCAAGACGCACUCAUCGCCCGGACCUGAGGGCACGCCGGUGCCCGAGAUGGGGUGCUUCGCCACCUACCGUGAGGACCUGAAGUACAUCGUGGUGAUGCGCAACCCGGAGGAGGCGAUCGUCUCCUUCAAGCCGUUCAUCGAGUCGCACAACCCAAAGGCGUUCGAGUACUGGGGCGAGCCGGAGAUGCGCGAGAAGUUCCUGAAGCCGACGUUCCAGGCCUUCUUCGACGAGUGCGUGCUGCCCGGCUUCCCAAACAUGCCGCCGGAGAUCGUGCCGCCGGGUGGGCUGCUGACGAUGCUCUUCUUCGGCUUCGUCAACGGCUGGUGGCCGCUCCGCAACAAGCCCAACGUGCUCUUCCUGCACUUCUCCGAGAUGAAGGCGGACCACGAGGGGAGCGUGCGCAAGAUCGCGAAGCACCUGGGCUUCGAGCCCACGGAGGAGCAGUGGCCGAAGAUCCUCGAGUACACGAGCUUCGCGUGGAUGAAGGAGAACGAGGCCAAGUUCGAGGUUGGCACGCUGAUGCCCUUCCCAUUCAUCCUCCCGGGCGGGAUGGUGCGCAAGGGCGCGCAGGGCAAGGCGGCCGAGGACGGCAUGUCGCCCGAGAUCCAGGCGGUCAUCAAGGACUGGGCCGAGAAGAUGGUGCCGGACGAGGCGGCGCGCAAGUGGCUCUUUGAGGGUGGCGCGCUGCCCCCCUAGGGCUAUGGUCCCUCGAGUGGUCUCAGGGGCGUCUCGUGUUGGACCCUUCUUCCUCUUCCUGCUGCAACAACAUGAGGCCAACUGCGUUGGCAUCGACCUCGGCUGGAUGUCUGAGAAGCGGCCCUGCGUCAUCGCGCACUGGGAGGCCACAAGCGACAAGCCACUCGAGACCAGCCUACCUCGCGGCACGGGGUUUCGCCCUGGCGGCGAAGUCUCGGCCUUGGAUAGAUAGAUAGUAGCGGCCCAUUCGCGGCUGUAUGCUGAGGCCCUUCACACUGUAACGUUCGGCCUGAUGUUUGUGUCACUCGCUUGUUUACGGUGUGUUGUGUGGGCUGCGCCCAGGACGCAUGUGGCAUGACGGGCGGCGCAGGCUGUCCCUGCUCCCUCACAGGCGCAGGGCGGCUUAAUCGGUUAAUCGUCCUUAAACACCUCAGCUGACAGCU
Messenger RNA from Emiliania huxleyi CCMP1516, 1484 nucleotides. RefSeq lists its product as hypothetical. The transcript has a single exon. Gene Ontology annotation, biological process: sulfation. NCBI's taxonomy places the organism in Eukaryota, Haptophyta, Isochrysidales, Noelaerhabdaceae. Bases 88 to 1041 code for a protein of 317 amino acids. Gene Ontology annotation, molecular function: sulfotransferase activity. The record is from RefSeq and is a predicted model, not a curated record. Gene Ontology annotation, cellular component: cytoplasm.